Dioszegia hungarica is the source of this 1104-nucleotide messenger RNA. RefSeq names its product putative cytoplasm protein. Gene Ontology annotation, cellular component: cytoplasm. The transcript is spliced from 18 exons. The record is from RefSeq and is a predicted model, not a curated record. Gene Ontology annotation, molecular function: GTPase activity; GTP binding. Lineage: Eukaryota; Fungi; Basidiomycota; Tremellomycetes; Tremellales; Bulleribasidiaceae. Gene Ontology annotation, biological process: cytoplasmic translation. The coding region runs from base 1 to 1104 and encodes 367 amino acids.
AUGGGUGUCCUAGACAAGAUAGAAGCGAUCAAGGAUGAGAUGUCCAAGACGCAGAAGAACAAGGCGACAGAAUAUCAUCUGGGUCAGCUGAAGGCAAAACUCGCCAAAUACCGAGCCCAGUUGCUCGAGCCCGACAAGAAGGGCCCAAAGGGCGAAGGAUUCGAAGUGCUGAAGUCUGGAGACGCGCGUGUCUGUCUGAUCGGAUUCCCAUCAGUCGGAAAGUCGACCUUGUUGUCAAAAGUCACCAAGACGGAAUCCGUCGUGGGAGCUUACGAGUUUACGACGUUGACGGCUAUUCCCGGUGUGCUGGAGUAUGAAGGCGCUAGAAUACAGCUGCUUGAUCUGCCCGGUAUCGUACAGGAUGCCGCGAAGGGCCGAGGACGUGGUCGACAGGUCGUAUCAGUGGCAAAAACAGCAGAUGUGAUCAUCCUCAUGAUCGAUGCAACAAAAUCAGCAGAACAAAAGAAGAUGUUGGAGAUUGAGCUGGACGCGGUCGGGAUCAGACUGAAUGCGAGACCACCAGAUGUCGUGUUCAAGCAAAAGACAGCAGGAGGGAUCACGAUCAAUAAUACGGUCAAGAUGACGAAGACGGACGAGCGGACAAUACGAAGUAUCCUGCAAACUUACAAAAUACAUAAUUGCGAUGUGCUCAUCCGGGAGGAUGUGUCAGUGGACGAGUUUAUCGACGUCGUACUCGGAACGAGGCAAUACAUUCCUGCAUUAACAGUCAUCAAUAAGAUUGACGGUGUAUCGAUGGAGACGUUAGAUAGUAUGGCACGAGAAGGAGACGGGAGGACGGUGAUGAUCAGUUGCGAGCUGGGUUUAGGGCUGGACUGGCUAUUGGAAGCGAUCUGGAUGGAGCUCGGCUUGGUGAAAGUGUACACCAAGAAGCGCGGUGACCAGCCUGACCUGAGCGACCCAAUCUGUCUCCGACAAGGAGCAACUAUCGAAACGGUCUGCCAUGGUAUCCACCGGAGUCUAGCUUCGCACUUCAAAUAUGCACUCGUAUGGGGCAAGUCGAGCAAAUUCAAUCCGCAGCCGCAGAAAGUCGGAUUGACACAUUUGGUCAUGGAUGAGGAUGUUGUGUCGAUCUUUACCAAGUAG